Messenger RNA from Notothenia coriiceps (black rockcod), 1183 nucleotides. RefSeq names its product protein arginine methyltransferase 2 (gene prmt2). Gene Ontology annotation, molecular function: histone methyltransferase activity; protein binding; protein-arginine N-methyltransferase activity. NCBI's taxonomy places the organism in Eukaryota, Metazoa, Chordata, Actinopteri, Perciformes, Nototheniidae. Gene Ontology annotation, biological process: chromatin remodeling; peptidyl-arginine methylation, to asymmetrical-dimethyl arginine. The record is from RefSeq and is a predicted model, not a curated record. Gene Ontology annotation, cellular component: nucleus.
GUUGUGAUGAUAAUAUUAACUGCUCAUUUCACAAAAGUAUUCAGUCUUAACUUAUCGAUGCACCGUGUGGCCUCGCAGCGGGGACAGUGACACGAUGCUCGUGCACGCCAAGACUUCUUCAGAGUGGUGGUGGGCAGAGCUGCAGGGGAUCGCAGGGUAUGUCCCCGCCUGCUACCUGCGCCGCUGCAUGCUGCCUGCUGCUGAGGAAGAGGAGGAGGAGGACACCUCUCUGGAGGACCCAUGGCAAGAUGAGGAAUACUUUGGCCGUUAUGGGACCCUGAGGCUUCACUCGGAGCUGCUGUCAGAUAGAAGGCGCACUGAGGCGUACAGGCAGGUUAUUCUCAGCAACAGCACUCCUCUGAGGAAUAAGGUGGUGAUGGACCUCGGCUGUGGGACUGGCAUCAUAAGCCUGUUCUGCGCUCAGCUGGCACGCCCCUCACAGCUGUUUGAUGUGGAGGCGAGCUCCAUGGCCAAGUACACCAGACAGCUGGUGAAGCAGAACGGCUAUGAGGAGGUGGUGACGGUGCUCCAGGGAGGAGCUGAGGAUCUACCAGAGCGGGUGGACAUCCUGGUGUCUGAGUGGAUGGGAAACUGCCUACUGGUAAUAACACAACAAGGUAUAAUGUUUGAGUUCAUGGUGGAGUCAGUUCUGCUGGCCAGGGACCACUGGCUUAAAGAAGGCGGCGUAAUGUGGACCUCAUCCGCAGCCCUCACCCUGGUGCCAUGUCAGGCCAACAGCUAUUACGCAGAGAAGAUGGCCUUCUGGUAGCAGCCCUAUGGACUGGACUGUACUCCUCUUCAAUCCAGUGUGACUGAUCCACCAGCAGGCAGCUGGUCUCAGGCAGCAACUAACUGGCGUCUUUUUUCAAUAGUCACCUCAUCGACCCCAGCGACUGCCUCGCGGCUCCCUGUGAUGCCCUGCUCCUGGACAUGUACACUCUGGAGAUCAAAGACCUGGAGGUCAACGCACUGGAAGCAGACUCUGUUCAUGCUGGACCGGCCCGUCAGAAUUUUGGAGGGAGACUCCAUCGCUGGAACCAUCGUCCUGCGCAGGAACCCCGUCUGGAGACGGCACAUGACCAUCACCCUGCACUGGAGUAUUAACAGCAGCACGGGGGGAACGGAAAAGGGCCAGGCAAACAUUUAUUCUUCACUUUGAAAUCUCUCUUUAUUCAUUAAACAU